AUGUUUUUAUCGUUGCAUUCUGAUAUUGAUAUUAUAGCGUUCCUUCUGGCAGAUAAGGGAUACGAUGUAUGGCUCGAUAAUGCACGUGGCAAUUCAUACUCUAAUAUUCAUACAUCUGAUGAAAUCAAGCCGAAAACUUAUUGGAACUUCAGCUGACACGAAAUUGGUGUAUAUGAUCUUCCAGCAAUAAUAGAUUAUAUUGUAAAGACCGCUGGCCACAAAAAAAUAUUCUAUGUAGGACACAGCCAAGGUACCAUCACCUUCUUUUUCAUGGCGACAGAACGACCUAAGUAUUAGAAUUAUAUCAAGGAGAUGCAUGCUUUGUCCCCGAUCAUUUAUUGCGGCAGA
This is a messenger RNA of Acromyrmex echinatior (Panamanian leafcutter ant), 348 nucleotides long. RefSeq names its product lipase 3-like. The record is from RefSeq and is a predicted model, not a curated record. Lineage: Eukaryota; Metazoa; Arthropoda; Insecta; Hymenoptera; Formicidae.